AUGGAUUAUAUCAAGGUUGCCAGAGUCGACAAUGUUAUUUGGCACAAGAGAGGUAUUUCUUUGAAGGGUUCCAUUCACUUGACUACACAUCACUUAAUCUUCACGGAUGAUAAUUCUUCGCGUGAGUUCUGGGUAGCAUACCCGACAAUAGCGUCUGUAUUCAGAAACAAGGGUAGCUCGUUGGUUUCCAAGUACAAGCACCGUAGCGAAUGGGAAAAGGAGGAGCUUUAUGCUGGUAAGGACAUCUGGAUGUUCUACAAUAUUAAGGUGAUCACUAAGGAUUACAACAUUUUCUCUCUGGAUUUGGAUAAUGAAAAAAAUGCCCAAGACGUUUUUGACUCCUUGUCGAAACUCACGGUUUUGGAUGACGUGCAUAAGCUGUACGCGUUCAUAUAUUCGCCUAACAAAGCCGAAACCCCAUUCAAUAGCUGGAACAUUUAUGAUCCGGAAAAGGAGUUUGAAAGACAAGGCAUUCAAUUUUAUGAAGGUACAGGUGAUGCGCCAGCAAACGUAAAAUGGCGUAUUUCAACUAUCAACGAAGAUUACUCGUUUUGUAAAACGUAUCCUAACAAAUUGGUAGUACCGAAAACCGUUUCCGAUACUUUAUUGUCGUACUCCGUUAAAUAUAGAUCGCAACAAAGAAUUCCAGUUCUAACGUACUAUUAUGCAAAGAAUGGAACAUCUAUCUCAAGAUGUGCACAGCCGCUCCCGGGAAUUACACAACAACGUUCAAUACAGGAUGAGAAGUUGAUCAAGGAAAUUUUCCAGUGUGCGACCUAUAGAACGAAUAAAAACAUCAUCGUAGAUGCCAGACCAACAACAAACGCAAUGGCACAGACAGCAUUAGGGGGUGGGACUGAAAAUAUGGAUAAUUAUGGGUUCAAUGACACAUGUUCCAGAAUGUUUCUUGGGAUAGAUAAUAUUCACGUUAUGCGGGACUCAUUAAACUCUUUGGUUGACAACUAUUUAGUGGAUAAUGACUUAUACCUUCCAAUCGAUAAGAACAUGCUCAACUCUGAUAAAUCAAAUUCAUGGCUCAGAUACAUUAAACUACUCUUAUCGUCGACGGAUACUUUAGUGAAGUCAAUGGUAUUUAACCACUCCAAUAUUUUAGUACAUUGCUCGGACGGUUGGGACAGGACCGCACAAAUUACUUCUCUCGUGCAGCUUUCUCUUGAUCCAUACUAUAGAACUAUGGACGGCUUUAUGGUACUAGUUGAAAAAGAUUGGUUGUCAUUUGGUCACAGAUUCUGUGAAAGAUCAGGCCAUCUAAGCUCCCCUUCAAUAUUCCACGACCAUUCAUCACGGUUAAGCAUAUCUCUUGGUACAGAAUCGCUGACACUAAACGAUAAAAGAGAAAACGAAUUAGGCGAUUUCGCUGCCAUGACUUCAGUCGCCGACCACUUGCCAACUGCAUCUAAGCUCAAGAAAAGUAGGAAUGGAACAAAUAUGAAACUUACAUCUCCUGUCUUCCAGCAGUUCUUAGACUGCGUCCACCAACUUUUGAUUCAAUACCCUAACAGAUUCGAAUUCAAUGAACGCUUUCUAAGGAGGCUAGUAUACCAUCUAUACUCUUGCCAAUAUGGAACGUUCCUCUUCAACAAUGAACACGAGAGAGUGGUGAACCAGGCUCAUAAACUGACUAGGAGCGUAUGGGACUAUUUUAAGUCAAGAAGGAAUGAAUUUACGAAUCCAAACUAUAACACUUCAACGGAUACAGAAGAAGAGUGGAUUCUCCCUGAUUGGGAGAAAGUAGAGUGGUGGUGGCAACUGUUCGGAAGGAGGAAUGAAGAAAUGAAUGGGCCUUGCACAAACAACGGAUCUUGUGAUACAGCAGCAGCCAAGAAAUCAACCAAUAUCGUUUCCAAUCUCAAAAUCCCCAAAUUCAGUUUGGAAAUGUUUUCUAAAAGAUGA
Molecule: messenger RNA, 1914 nt
Organism: Kluyveromyces marxianus DMKU3-1042
Lineage: Eukaryota; Fungi; Ascomycota; Saccharomycetes; Saccharomycetales; Saccharomycetaceae
Gene: YMR1
Product: phosphatidylinositol-3-phosphatase YMR1
Exons: 1
Coding region: 1-1914 (637 amino acids)
Biological process (GO): dephosphorylation
Molecular function (GO): phosphatase activity
Source: RefSeq, a predicted model, not a curated record